Messenger RNA from Andrographis paniculata, 3182 nucleotides. RefSeq names its product polyribonucleotide nucleotidyltransferase 2, mitochondrial. Gene Ontology annotation, molecular function: polyribonucleotide nucleotidyltransferase activity; 3'-5'-RNA exonuclease activity; RNA binding. The coding region runs from base 226 to 2937 and encodes 903 amino acids. Lineage: Eukaryota; Viridiplantae; Streptophyta; Magnoliopsida; Lamiales; Acanthaceae. Gene Ontology annotation, biological process: mitochondrial mRNA catabolic process; mitochondrial RNA 3'-end processing. The record is from RefSeq and is a predicted model, not a curated record. Gene Ontology annotation, cellular component: cytosol; chloroplast stroma; mitochondrion. The transcript has 18 exons.
UUUGUCUAUUGCUCUUAUUUGCUCUUCUGAAGACUGCUCCUUUGGGGCUGAGGACCCUUCCUCAGACAGCUUGUUGCCUCUGGGCUCUGUUGUUCAAGGAAAAGUUGCUACACGCUUUAUCAACGAAGUUGCCUCUAUCAUAAUGUCUAAAACGGUAAAACACAACCCAUCUUCGGCGUUGCUUAAACCCUAAACCCCCCAACGUCUCUGCCAGUCCAUCUUGCAAUGGUGCCACUGGGGCGGAAGGCCAGUCCUCUGCUCUCCAAUAUCUUAUGGCGUCGAAUCAAGCUACGCACGAUCUGUGGCGGCCGCAUUUUCCGGGCGGCAUCCUCAUCCACUGCACAAACGCCAGCCACCGAUUCCGCCACUGUAGCGGCGGGGAAGAAAGUUCUGGAGACGUUCUCCGAAGAAUUUGAAGUCGGUUCGCGGAAAAUCACCCUGGAAACGGGAAAAAUAGCGAGAUUUUCGAACGGCGCCGUUGUUUUGGGUAUGGAAGAGUCCAAAGUGCUGUCCACGGUUGCCUCUGCAAAGGGCGACGGCAGUCGUGAUUUCUUGCCCCUUACUGUUGACUAUCAGGAGAAGCAGUUUGCUCAAGGGGUGAUUCCUAGCACAUUCAUGCGGAGGGAGGGAGCUCCCAAAGAGCGUGAACUUCUAUGUGGCCGUCUUAUUGAUAGGCCUAUAAGACCUCUAUUUCCGCCUGGAUUUUACCAUGAAGUCCAGGUCAUGGCAAGUGUCCUCUCAUCUGAUGGGAAACAAGAUCCAGAUGUAAUGGCAGCCAAUGCUACGUCUGCUGCACUGAUGCUAUCAGAUAUUCCCUGGGGUGGUCCCAUUGGGGUAAUACGUGUAGGGAGGGUUUCAGGGCAAUUUAUUGUUAAUCCCAGCAUGGAUGAGCUCAAUUUGAGUGAUCUUAACUUGGUUUAUGCGUGCACAAGAGAUAAGACUUUGAUGAUUGAUGUGCAAGCGCGAGAGAUAUCAGAAAAGGAUUUGGAAGCUGCUUUAAGAUUGGCUCAUCCUGAAGCAGUUAAAUAUCUUGAACCUCAAACAAGGCUAGCAGCCAAAGCUGGCAAAAAGAAGAAAGAAUAUACAUUAUCCAUGGUGUCCGAGUCAACAUAUGAAAGAAUCCGAAGUUUGGCUGAAGCUCCAAUUGAAGCUGUGUUCACAGACCCUACAUAUGGCAAGUUUGAGAGGGGAGAGGCAUUAGAUAAUAUUACCCAGAAUGUAAAAAGAAUUCUCGAGGAAGAGUGUGAUGAACAUGGCCUUAAAGUUUUGUCUAAAACAGUUGAUAAUGUUCGCAAGCAGGUUGUUCGCAAAAGGAUAAUUGCUGAUGGAGUGAGGUUGGAUGGACGAAGCCUUGAUGAAGUCAGGCCUCUGUAUUGUGAAGCUGGUAACUUGCCUGUAUUACACGGUUCAUCAAUAUUUAAUCGUGGAGAUACCCAGGUUCUCUGUACUGUAACUCUUGGAGCACCUGCAGAUGCUCAACAGUUAGACUCUGUGGUUGGUCCUCCAUCCAAGAGAUUCAUGCUGCACUAUAGUUUUCCACCAUUUUGCAUUAACGAAGUUGGUAAAAGGGUUGGCCUGAAUAGAAGAGAAGUUGGGCAUGGUACUCUUGCGGAGAAAGCUUUACUUGCUGUGUUGCCACCUGAAGAUGAUUGCCCAUACACUGUUCGUGUCAAUGCAGAAGUCAUGGCAUCUGAUGGAUCUACGUCAAUGGCAUCUGUUUGUGCUGGCAGCAUGGCUUUAAUGGAUGCUGGCAUACCUUUGAGAGAACAUGUAGCUGGUUUGUCAGUGGGUCUUGUCAGUGAAACUGAUCCCUCAACUGGUGAAAUUACAGACUACAGAAUAUUGACUGAUAUCCUGGGUUUGGAAGAUCAUCUAGGAGAUAUGGACUUCAAAAUUGCUGGAACCCGAAAUGGGGUUACAGCAAUUCAGUUGGAUAUAAAGCCUGCUGGAAUCCCUUUAGACAUCAUAUGUGAGUGUUUAGAGCCUGCCCGCAAGGGCCGCCUUCAGAUCCUUGAUCAUAUGGAGCAAGAAAUAUAUGUGCCACGUGCUCAAGAUGGAAGAAAUUCUCCACGAAUUUUAACUUUGAAGUACAGCAAUGAUGCAAUCCGCCGUUUAAUCGGCCCUCUUGGUGCCUUGAAGAGAAAAAUUGAAGAAGAAACAGGUGGAAAGAUUUCAGUAGGUGAUGGUUCUGUUACAAUAGUUGCUAAAAAUCAAUCAGUACUAGACAAAUUGAUGGAAAAGAUUGAUUUCAUUGUGGGCCGUGAGAUUGUGAAGGGUGGAGUUUAUAAGGGCAUUGUAACUUCAAUUAAAGAGUAUGGUGCUUUUGUGGAGUUCAAUGGAGGUCAACAAGGUCUCCUCCACAUAUCAGAGUUGUCGCAUGAACCGGUUUCCCGAAUUUCUGAUGUUGUCUCAAUAGGCAAAGUACUAAAUGUAAUGUGCAUUGGUUUAGACGUGCGCGGAAAUAUUAAUUUAUCCCUCAAAGCCACUUUACCCAAACUAGGACCAAAAACAAAAUCUGCAGUAGAACCUGCCGCUCCUUCAGAACUAACACCUAAAGUCUGGAAGCCUGCAAACAAUGUGCAGGAGAACCAAGAAGAUACAAAUGAUCAGUCUGGGAGCAGUGUGGAAACCUUAUCAUCAAUUAUUAUUCGAUCUGUGGCUGAGUGUGAUGAAGCAGAAAAAUCUGCUGGUUUGACGCAGAAGUCUAAAGCCAAGGCUCCUCCAGCAGAUGCUAAGAAACUGAAGAUUGGAAUGGAAGUGACAGCAAAAGUUCACCAAAUUCGUACACAUGGCUUAGUCCUUGAUUUGGGUGGUGAUGUGCGUGGAAUGUAUCGGUUUGAGAAUGGUUCCAGAAGAGACUUUAAGGUGGGUGAGGAGCUACAGGUAAAGUGCUCCAGUUUCUCGAGCAAGGGGAUCCCAGUAAUGUUGUUGGUGUGAGAGUAGAGGAGGUCAGAACGUGUUGUAAGUUCACUGUAGUCUCGGCCAAGAAAUGCAAGCUCCUUGCCAGUAAGCUAUACGUUUGUGAAUCAAAAUCCACAGGAGGACCACAUUCAGACUAGUCACUAGUGAAAUAAAUAGCUAUUACAUCCGCCAGUUCUAUUUAAUAUAUAUAUAUAUAUCAAUAUUUCUUUGUGAACAAGAACUGUAUCCUAGUAUGAUAUGCCAUUUUUUCUUGAGGGGAA